Messenger RNA from Polistes canadensis, 3057 nucleotides. RefSeq lists its product as uncharacterized. The coding region runs from base 1309 to 2268 and encodes 319 amino acids. NCBI's taxonomy places the organism in Eukaryota, Metazoa, Arthropoda, Insecta, Hymenoptera, Vespidae. The record is from RefSeq and is a predicted model, not a curated record. The transcript is spliced from 3 exons. Gene Ontology annotation, molecular function: transcription regulator activity. Gene Ontology annotation, cellular component: nucleus.
GAUAUCGGCUCGCAUACGCGCUCAGUCGUACUCGAGCCUUGCUCGCGUAUGGACGUUUGUCUUCUUUUCGUAUCUCUACUGAGUAAAAAAAAAAAAAAAGAAAAGAAUACUUUGGGUGAAAUAUUUGGCACAUAGUAGUAGUUUAUAUAGAGUUCAUCAGUCAGUCAGUCAGUCAGUUAGUCAGCAGCGCUUACUCGUUGUGCGUAUUAUCACCGAGAAAACACUUUUCACUAAAUUUUCUCUUAUAUUAUAUUUUGAUCCUUUCGAUUAAUCGGAUUGAUCAUUAGAUUUGUUAUUGUUGUUUUAAUUUUAUUCAUUUUCGUAUCGAAUUAAAAACGAUACGAUACGGUACGGUAGUACUACGUUACCUUACGGUAUAUAUAAUACGUGUGGUAAAGGUGCAUAAAGGUUUUUUUUUUUGAAAUAUCAGACAGAUCGUAAUUAAUAAUCUACGUGGGUGUUGUUAUCCGUAAAUAAAGAAGAAACGAAGAGGAAGAAAAAAAAAACUAAGAAAAUAAGGAUUAAAAAAUUGGAAGAGGUUCGGUUUGGACAGUGUCGUUUCUGUUCUACUAUUAUACUAUUACUACUACAACAUAGUAUUAACAGCGGUCUCGAGUAACAGUGAUAAUCACGGACCGCUUUAAACGGUGCGCGAGUGACGCUCUCGAUCCUAACGUGUUCCGAUUAACUUCGUUCCGUUACGCGUAUUCCCUCGAGUGUGCGCUCCACAAUAUAUAUAUAUAUAUAUAUAUAUAUAUAUACAUAUACUAUAUAAAACGAGAGAACUCGCGGGAGUAGAAAAGAGGAACAAAGAACAACGACGUGCCUACUAUUAACUAUUACUAUCUUUUACGCUACUACUACUACUCCUUUGUGUAUAUCUUUUUCUCUCUGCUCAGUGUAUAUAAGAAAGGAUAAAGAAAACAAGAAGAAGAAAUAAAUAGUGAAAAAAAAAAAAGUAAAAGAAGGAAAAGAAAUAGGUAGCAAGAAAGGGAGAGGAUUUCGUCGUCGUUAUAUCCUUCCUUCUAUCUUUCAAUAUAACUAUUCUUUCCCUCCAACUGUACUUCGUCUUCUAGUUUCAACUCUACUUUUCGCAAAGAGAAAUAAUAAUACAUAGCAGCAACAGUAGCAGUUGCAGUAGCAGUAACAGCAGCAGCAAAAGAAGAAGAAGAAGAAGAAACAGCAGCAUCAACAACACCAUAGGCAUCAUCGUUGUUCGUGUCAUUUGUAUCUUUGUAACGUCAGACGACGAAACAGCGACGACGACGACGACGACGACAUCAUCGAAUUGUUUCUUGAGAAGCUAAGAUGAGAUUGGAAGAAGAUUUAGUGAUUCGUAGGAGCAGACCCACGAUGAUUUCGGCAAAAUAUCGUGCGAGAGAAGAACGUCGUAGAUUAUUGAAAAUCUCGGCAGGAAAAUUACGUAGAAUCGAGGAUCCCGAAGCUAGUUUGUGCAGAUCUGUGUUAAUAAACAACGCAGUUAGACGAUUGCAGCGUGAAAACCGGGACGAGAAGACUAGGAAUUAUGGACUUCCGGUGGUCACGUAUUUGAAUGACUCGACGAAGGAGAACAACGUUUCUAGUAAUCUUAUCGUUGACGAUGACAAUUCCUCGAGAAAGAGGCUAGCCGAUGAUAUAAGGAACGAAGGGCUUAGUACGAAACGUCAAAGGCACGACGAUUUGGAUUUACAAGAUGACGUUUUCAGUGACUUUUACAUCCUACCACCGACCCCCAGAUUACUAUCGCAUAUCGAUGACGUUCACGACGCUGAAUCGGCUCAUCAUCACUUGGUUUAUACAGAGGAUCGUUUAGGUGGUACGAUUGAUGUAAGUGAUCCUACAAAUCUGAUCGAUCCAACGUCAACGGCGAAUGUAACCUCAACGACAACAACGACACCAACGAUACCAAUAGCAGUAUCAUCCUCAACCUCAACGACGACGAUAACUGGGAACGUUCAUAACAAUUGCAACAAUUCUGGUUUCUUUUCAACUGAACUGGACGAUCCUAGCACACAAUUAUCAUCGGCAAGCAGAUCAACGGACGUUAGCAUGAUGGAAGUUGGUGACGUAGUUGACCCAGACAGGAUUUGCGACUUUGCCAGGUUCGCGGACUCCGCUAAAACGUUGGAGGAACGACUGGUCGAAUUGCAAUCGCUCGAUGAACAUUUUGAUUUAGCCAAAUUCGAAAGGAACAACAAUCAGAGCUGCGGAAGAGCUUUCCACGACAUCCAAACUUUCCACAGCCUCGUUCCUGGCUUAGAAACCUAGAGAAAAGUUAUAUGCCACGAGCAACAUACUUUCCUCGUCUCGUCUAAAUCGUUUUUUGAUCAUACGAACAAGAACAAGAAUAAUAAUCAUGCCGACGACGACGACGAAGACGAGGAUUAAUGAUAAUAAUUAUAAUAGUAAUAAUAACAAUGAUGAUGAUGAUGAUGAUGAUGAUCACGAUGAUGAUAAUGAUGAUGAUGAUGAUGAUGAUGAUGAUGAUAACAGUAAUGAUGACUUCGAUAAAAAUGAAGACGCGAAUGAGCAAGCGGGUCUUCGCUUUCGCAGUACGCACAAAGAAUCACCAAGAGGAUGAACCUAAAAAUGCAGAAAAACAAAAGAAAAACCAUAAUCUACAAAGUCAACGAUUAUAUUAUAUCGAAGAGAGUAGUAAAUCGUGCUCGUAUAUAUCAAAUACCGUUGAACGAUCAAUAUAUAUAUAUAUAUAUACUUGCAUGAAAAUAGAGAUGAAGGAAAAUAAAAAAAAAAAAAAAAAAGAAAGAGAGAAGAGCUUCGUUUUUUCGUGGCAAAAAACUCGGAGGGAGAAAAAGAAAAAUGUAAUGUAAGAAAGAGAGCGAGAGAGAGAGAGAGAGAGAGUAAGAGAGAGAGACUUCUUUGUUCUCUUUGUAAUAUCGCGAGAAGAAGAAGAAGGAACUGUGUGGAACGGAAAAAAGAAAAAUAAUUUCGAACUCGAGUCCUCUCUCGUUUGAUCCUUUUCUAAUUCUAUUUUUUCUUUUUUUUUUCAUUUACUUUUAUUUUUUUUUUUCUAUUUCCAAUAUAUUGGGUGGAAAG